GAUAUUUCUGGACUAAAUCUAAAGCAAUUGGAUCAAAACUGGAUUUUGAGGCUGGCCGGGUUUCUUUUACCGUUUAGGUGGUACGACAAACACAUUGAGGAACGUUUUACUGGAGAUGAUCAAAAUGAGAUGGCAAGGAUUGUUUUAUUGACAAAUGAUGCCGCGAAUAGAGAGAAAGCCUUGAAUGAAAAUUUACAGUCUUGUUCUGGUAAAUUACAGUAAUUAAUAUUUGGUAAUAAUAACGGCUUAUUGACCGAGCGUGAGGUCUGUACUGUGAAAUAUCAGACCGAGGUUUUUUAGUAUGGACCGAGCGACGGAGCGAGGUCCAUGCAAAAAACAGAAGUCUGAUAUUUCGCAGUACAGACCGAACAAGCGAGGUCAAUAAUCGGUUUAUUAUAUGGCUGAACUGAGUCUGUGAGCAUAUGCUUUUUGCGGGAAUUAAAUCUGCUAUCGUCAGUUUCACUGGGUAACAAUAUACGGUAGGCAUGCAUGCUCAAUCAAAAAAAAUUUGGUUAUUUGAAAUUUUUAUCUGUAAUUGGAAAUUUAAAAAGCAAAAAAAUUUUCUGUUUGCAAAGCAAAAAUUUCCGGCCAGAUAAACGACAUCCGGGACUCCGGUCCAGAUACAGAAAAUACGGACCACGGUCUGGAUAUGGGUUUUUACGGACCGCUUGUCAACCAAUCAGAAUAGAGAAUUUUGAAAAGCCAUAUAAUAAUUGAUUGUACUUUCCAACCGUUGUCGACAAUUAAUGCACUGCAGUAACUGUGCUGCAAUUAUGGUUUCUCGCCCAAAGUCUGAUUGUCCGCAUUUUGACAUUCCUCCCCCUUUUUUUCCACCCCUUCCCAAUAUACUGUGGGAUACAGUAUAUUGAGCUUAUGGCAGCCGCUCACGGUGCGUCGGUAAACGUUCACAUAUCGAGAAUUGAAUAGAAUACAUGACGCAAUACACCCCUGUCUUGCUGCCGACAUGCCGGGAAAGUUGAACUCGAGUCAACUUUCCUGGCUUACCGCCGUGAAUCCGACGACGAACCGACGAUGAGUGUUCUCAUAUUUCUUAGGGUGAUCGCUAGAUAGUAUACUUCAAAAUAAGGUUUCCGUUUUUAUAACGUAGAAAAAACUAUCCUAACGCAAAACUAAACCCUAAUACUCACCCUAACCCCAACCUAACCCUAACCUAAACCCUAACCUAACCCUAACUUAUUUUAAAAAUUGAUAUAAAAACGGAAAUCUUAUUUUGAAGUAUACUAUCUAGCAAUUGCCUAUUUCUUAAACCCACUGCAGGCACAGUCGUCGGCUACGUGAACCAGUGAACUAGGCUGUACUGUAGUUCACUUAUAACAUGGAUGGAUUGUAAUAUAAUUCGACUAAAUGUCAAAGUCUAUGUUGUCAUGAGAACAAGAAAUGUUAGGAGGUGGUAGACACAAUUACAUUGCAUACCAUAACGUUUUUAGUUCAAGAUUAUGUGAAAUCACUCAAAGAUAACGGAGAGCUGUUGGACAAGUUGGCAUCGGACGAUAAUAAUUCUGCUGGUCAAGUAAGUUACGGUAUUAAAUCCACCUGAUAUACAACUGAAAAUCUGUAAUUUAUAAUUAUUCAAAGAACCACCUUGUAUUCUUUUCAGUCCACUGAUGGAAAAUCGAAACAAAUUUAUCCCGAACAUUUACCGCUGACCAAACUUCAAACUGGCGUCAAGUCGGGAAAAUAUUUGCAGGUUGGUUCAACUCAUUGAACUAUAAGUAAACUGGAACGAUAACUCCUAUGAUAAAGGCCUAUGUUUGGGCAUGGUUUGGGUGAAGCCAAAUUUCGGGCGCUCAAGUAUAGCCUGUUCGCUGGUUUUCGCUGGUAUGUAUACGAAAAUAAACACACAAUUUUCCACGAAAUAUUUUUACUAAUUUAAUCCUUAAUUUUAACUUAUUAAAGUACGUUUCUGGAUGUUUGGACUCCAUUAACAACUGUAUCUAAGAUUUUUCUACAUAAAUUGUAUAAAAUUGUCUCGGAACUCUUUCUGGAAAGUCUAAAAACUCAGAAAAAACAUAAAUUUUCGCGCGGUGUUUUGCCGAGUUUCGUUUUGUUUGUUUCAUUUUUAGCAGUUAAACAAUAUUUGCUUAUUUUAUGUGCCUUAGAUAAAAAUUGUGUUGUCUAAGUGUGCUCUAGGACAAAUAUAAAUGCCUUGAAAGAAGUAAAAGUGAGAAAAUUUUAACGAUUUUUAAGCUGUAUUUUUCGCAUCCAUUUUGUAAAAAAGGACUGGGGCUACCUGCAGAAAACACUCGUAACCGGCUUCAAAGAUGGCGGCGAACUUAUCGUUCCAGUUUACUUAUUGUUCAAUGCUUCAACUCGACAGAAAACCCAAAACUGUCUUGUUUUAUACUGGGUAUGUCUAGGAGUUGCGACUUGACUCUUGGUAUGACUUGUGACUUGCAAAAUAACAACUCUAGAGUACCGGCUGGUAAACUCCUGCAGUGUUUGGUAUAAGAUCAAACUGGAAGUAGCAGGUUUCUUUUUACUAGUAAAUAAGGCGAAAUUACCGUAUUGCGCAGUACAGUACAUUGAGUCAGUACAGUACAGUACAGUACAGUACAGUACAGUACAAUACAGUAGAGGCAGAGAACUGCAUGAUAUUCUAGAAAGCAAACGCCGAGACUCGUACACACGUACUAAUGUUCUGUUUGUUUUCUACACAGGGAAAAUUUUUCGCAAGCAGGUAAGAAAAAAACUGAGUAUGAUGAUACAUUUGAUAAUACAUAGUGCUUCGUAUUCUCGUAAGUCAUAUAUUACUAGAAAUACUAAAAGCCAUUCUGUUGUCAAACGGGACUUCCGAAAUCCCAAUAUAAAACAGGCAAAAACUCGAACUAGGGCCCUUCAACAAAACGUAUUCUUAUUUGGCUGGUUAGUUUUAGUAAUAUUUGCAUUCAGUUAACGCAUGGAAAAAAAUUACAGCGGUAAAGUGAAUUACACUUCAAGUGAGUUAAAUUAACGCAAACAAAAUUUAUCUUUCACGGUAAAUUUACGCAUACAAAAUGGACAUAUAACAUUUUAAAAUGCAAACCCCUCGUCCCGAAAGUAUUCAUCCUUUCUGCUUUAUCGUAUCAAGCGAGAAAGCUAGGUGUCUAGCGCUUGAAACAGUUGGCUAACCUGACGCUUAUAUUUUAUUUUUGCCGCCGUAUUAUGGAGUUAGUCAGUGGCUCUGCGGCAUGGUCGCGGCGUUUCUCACAUUUCCAUGUCACAGGUUCAAAUAAAUGUCAGCCGAGACUAUAUCUUUAAAAUUUUUCACACUUAAUUAUUACUAGGUUAACAUUGGUUUGGGGUUGAGCUUUCUUUAUUUUAUAACAUUAAAAAUUGUUCUUUAAUUCGAAAUACAAAUCCUACCGGAAAUUUACUUUAUAUCAAAAUACUGCCGGACUUGCAGUUUGUUUUCCAAAAUAUUAUUGUUAAAUUUAACAGGCUAACCAAAUGAAACGAUUCAAAAUCUAUAUACUGUAACUAACAGCGUUAAAAUUUUGUUCUGAUACUUAUCGCUUCACUCUCAUUCCGUGCAUAUAUUUCUUCUCAAUCCAAUCAUUAAAAAAAAACAAAAUUCUGACUAUGAUUCUCUGCAGAACAUUAUCUUGGGAAGUCGCUGAUACAAUGACGUAAUCGCGUACAUGGUACUAAUGCCCCAUCGGAGAUUACCACCCUCGCACGUGGCCUUCGGCCUUGCAGGCGGCGAGGGGAAUACUGUAGAGCUUUUUAUAGCAAAACAUUGUAAUAUUUACUAAACUAAGUUUACUAAAUUAGUUUCUUUCUCGUAUUGUUUAGAGAUAACUACUUGGAAGCAAGUAUUUCCGUUUACGACCAAAAUGAACAGGUCAGUACUGUACAACUGUUUCUGUUUGUCUCAUUGAAAAGAACUCUUAAACUUAUAUAUUAAACUCUAUAACCGGCAGGGUGUUAGCCAGAAAAAUAGUUUUGUCCAUUAAACGUAAAUUGAGAAAGUUUUUUUGACCGAUCAAAGUCCUUGUGUAGGAAUAAAUAGUUUUUUCCAACGUGUUUCUCCUUAGAUGCAAACAACGGUAGCUUGGUUUUGUACAUUUCAUUUCCGGUGAAUGAACACUGAAAAAUGCACCCGAUGGUACUUCGUUUUGUAUAUUUAAUUUCCGGUGAAUGAACACGGAUGCACACCGAUUACACUUUGUUUUGUACAUUUCAUUUCAGUGAAUACAUACCCAAUAUGAAUGAAACGCGAUACAUUUUGAGAAAAUAGUUAAUGGGAAAAAGUAAAUAAAACGUUCUUUGAUAUUAUAAUAUAAAAUCAAACGCAAUGCACUUUCUCAUCAGAAAAAAAUGAAAGUCUUCCAGUAGACCCAGUUGGGAAAGCCUUUUAGCUACUUCAAUUGGGAAGAGUCCGUCAAACGGACAGUAUAUGGGCUAGUUACAAAUUUGUAUAAUUUGCUUAGUUCUCGAAAUAUUUAGACCGAAAUUAAUGAGCUGUCUGCCAUCUUGGACUAAUUCUUGACCUCAUUAACUAUGGUUUUGAUGACGUCAGGAGCUGGCUUAACCAUAUAAAACUACUCUAAAAUGACCGAGUAACAAUCCAAGAUUGUUUGAAAUGUUUUUAAUCAUUUCUAAAUUUCAGACAACAACCAGAAACGAAGUUUUGGACCCAUAUUGAUCGCUUACUCUCAGAUAAAAAAUUAGCGUGACCUAAAAAAUUAGCGUGAACGUGCAUAUAUAUCCUCACGCUAUCCAUACAUUUAUACACUAUUGCACUUAUAUAACAUGGGCGUUUGAUACAGACUCCUGAAAAAUCUAUAUCGUUUUCCCAUAUAAGUCUGGAUCAUGUAAAAUUAUGGUUUUACUAAACUGAAUAAUUUUCAUUGUUUUUGUUGUGACGUCCCUGCAAUUGUAUAAAAAACGUAGUUUGCACAAGUCUAAUUUUUAGCAACCGUAAAAAUGCACCUCGUAUAAUGCCAAAUUAUAUUUAUAUGUAAUGUAAUAGCUGGACAGUAAACGUGUAUGCUUUAUACUAGCUAAUGUGAAACUUCGUUUGUUUUGAAAGAUAUUUAUUCAAGGAUUAGUGAACCUAAAUCGUGCAGUGAAUGAAGAUAUUGUUUGUGUUGAAGUUCUUCCUGAACAAGACUGGACAUGCCCUUCGUCGAUCGUCAUUGAUGAAGAAAUUAAGGAAGAGGAAGCGGAAGAAAGCACUACUAAACAGGUUUGGAAUUAUUUUAAACUUGCAUGGUCGACUAUACAUAUCGAGCUGUAGAGCAAUAGAGUUACAGAAUGAGAAGUAUUUAGCCAUAACGUCCCUCGAAUGUGAGAAAAGACCACGAUCUUUAUUCAGCACCAACUUCGUACACGACCUGAAUUUGCACCGAAAAAUGGCCAUGUCGCUGAGCACUUUUUAUUCUGCUUUACUUGACUUAUAAUAUUUCUAACAAAAUACAGUACGGCUCAAUUUGUAAGUUCAAAGUGUUAUUAAUAUUCAGUACAUGUCAGCAUGUACAUCUACGCAUGCUCAGUUAGGAUAGUUCAGUUGUCUUAGGUGUGAAUUUGUAGCUGCAACAUCUGAUCGAGCCUAGGUCUUAUGAUCUCUCAGACCGUUGCUCUCCCAACAGAUAUAUGAAUCUGGAUACGAGGUUGGCUCAGCUCUAGGUACCACAUGCAGUAGCUAGUGCUGUACAAAAUCCAGUAAGCUAAUUUUAUGAAAACCUGAAUAACCGACAAUGCAUUAUAGAAUUUAAAAUUUAAUUGACAAAAACCAAAAGGGUGAAAAUUCGUAAUGUACAUACAAUACCGUCAAAGAAAAAUCCACUUAAUUUUUUUGUUAAACAAUACUCAGCGGAAUUCAAAUUUUAAGAUCAGUUGAGUGAAAUUACUAAAACGAGAGCUAUGGCAUUUACAUAAUUAUAUUUUUUACAAGAGCUCGUGGCGACUGGAUUCUGUAGCUCAGUAGUCAAAGCUUUGCUCCAUAAUCACAGGGGCUGGUAUUUCCGCAACUGUUAUUAGUUGUAUUAUGUUCUGUCAUUUAUAUUCAAUGCUAUACAAAUAGUAUUUUCCUUCUGCAGAAUAAUCAAAGAAACAAGAAAAAACAAAAAUCAGGAAGAGUAAGUGUUAGAACAAUGGACGUAAAUAUUUCUGUACUUUAAUCAUGCAAUUCGUUUGCUGAUGAAUGACAGCAGUGCAACGCCAGGGGCUUUUGUAUAAUUGGUUGAAACUUUGCCGCGUUGCUUACUUGCUUGGCCGAAAAGUGAGCCUGUGAAGAAAGGAGAUUCGGAACACGGCCUGAUUUCUUUUUGAAUGUGUUGUGUUUGAGCAUCUUGAUUUGCUGGCAUAUAACCAUUUUUCUUUACUUUAUUGAAAGGUUGUUGGAAUUAUUAGAAGAAAUUGGAGACCAUAUUGUGGUGUCUUAUCUCCAUCUCCCAAUCCCCAGGUAAAAUAUGAGCUAUCACUGCAUUGUAAUUAACGAAAUUUUGCCGAAAUUUUCACCUCAAAAUUCGGAAUAGUUGGAAUUAUUGGACAUUUCCGUCGGAAUCCGAGAUAGUUCCGAUGUGUAAAGUUACGCAAAAGUUGUAUUUUUAUUCAUUUUUUAGUUUCGGGACGUUCUCAUACCUUUCUGGCCUUCCUAAUAAUGCAAUAGAUUAAAAAAAAUGAUUAGUAGAAAAAACGAGCCCAUGCAAAAACCCCAAUAAAACGCUCAAAAAUCGAAUUACUAUAUUCACUCGGCCUAAGUCUCUUUUCUGUUAACCGCGCGAAUUUUAGCGCAUGCUCGCACAAAAUCCCCACCUGUUAGCUCUGUGUAAAAGCCAAAGUUAAUGUGCAUGUGAAAGAAUUUUUAUUCUCCUUUUUGAAAUUCGCCUUAGUAAGACGAGUUGAAUGUGUAUACACACAACCAAGAGAUAUUAUGCUCUUAACACGAGAGAUAUUAUGCUCUUAACACGGCUUUCUUAAAACAUAACUGCGAGGAAAGAGUCUGUGUCUGAAUAAGCCUUGUGACAUCAAAUCGGGAAAGGAAGUAAUUGGAACUCUUGUAGUCUUGUUAUUCCGUGCCAUGAUGGAGGAGCGCUAGAACAUCCGAAUACAUCACAACACGGAAGCAUUUUCCUCAAAACCAACGCCAUUUCCUCUGUUCCCGAUUUGACAUCACAAGCCUUAUUACUGUAAGUAAGACGCAGACUGUUUUCUCCGGGCCAUGUUUUGAGAAACCACGGUCUCUUAACAUGAUAAGAGACCAAUAUCUCCGAAAAUAGUUAUCGGAUGGACGAUUGCAACGCAUCAUCAAUUCGUCUCAUUGAAGGCCCACACACAGAAAGAGAAUUUUGUGAAAUGUGAUUGGCCGACACAAAUUUCCCGUCGGAAAAAAAUUUUGAAGUUGAAAAUUUUCAACUUUUAACAAUGGCCUUGUUUUCAUCUGGUUAUUUCCUCAUCUGGUUAUUUCCUCGGUCAUAAGGAUAGGCCUUGUGAUUGAGCUCGAGAUGAAAGAGAAACAUAGACGAAACAUGGACGUUCACGUGGCCUGCCUUGCUAAAACAGGCGAACAUGGAAACGAGGUCAUUUGAACAAACGUCAUGCAACAAACAACGGUAAAGUAUAUUAUCAGACUAUUUAUAAAUUUACAUUUUUUAUGAAUUCCAGGCAACCAGACAUCUUUUUGUUGCUGCUGAGAAAAGAAUACCGAGAAUCCGAAUUGAAACAAGACAAGCGGAAAUUUUAAAGGGACAGAAGAUCAUUGUCAGUAUUGAUUCAUGGCCAAGAAGUUCGAAAUAUCCAGUUGUAAGUAGGUGUAAAUUUUAGACUGUAUGUUCACAGUACGCCGAAGCUGUUUGAAAACGGCGCAAAAAGUCACAAUUAGCCGUCGCGUUCACACUAUACGCCGAAGCGAAAUUUUUUUUCAAACGUCACUUUUGGCGUAAUAAUUUGAGCACGGUUUCAAAACAGAGCGAGAUGAAAACGGAGAAUUGCGGUUUCGUGUUACGCCGUUACUUUUUUGUACCGUUUGCAAACCAAGUAUCUCACGUCUCAAAACAGUAAAUUCGAAUGCUUUUCGUUUAAAUUUCUUUGCUCUAUUUGAAAUAUUUUGGGUUCACAUGAGUACUAAUUUAAUUUGUGAACAAACUGUACCGACGUAGUGUCAACACACGUAAAUUCUGCCGGCAUUAUUUCGCUCCGGUGUAUAGUUUGUUCAUUCGUGUUUUUCGCCUGGAAAUAAUGUUUAGAGCUAGGACAACUAAAUAGUUGACAGCUUAAAAUAUAAACAGAACAUCUCCUGACGUUUCUGGCGUUUCACUUCGUAUACAUGAAGGUUUCGAAUUUUCUUUAACUUUUACAUGCAAGACUUUUCGUUGCCAAACUCGUCUUGUUUAGUUCACUUAUUGCAUUUUAAGAUUUAGUUCGUAUAUUGCAUUUGAACUUUUUCCCGAGUCUGUUUUGUUAUCUUUUGAAAUUGUCCGCGCCGGCCGUGGUUUUUGUGAACGGAUAGAUAGCGUUAUUUUGCUCCGGAACAUAAAAGAGAUUGAAAAUUUUGUAUUUAAAUUUGUUCCUUUGGGUGUAGCCUGCAGGCGAACUGCCCUGGCUGUAUCAACCUAAAGGUUUUUAAAAUACCAAUGUAUGUAUAUAAUAGGCUCAUGGUUAGAUCUAACCGGGCUGGAAUCAUGGUUAGGCACAUGGUUAAAUCUAAAAUGGUCUGUACAAAAAUCCUUCAACUGUUAGGGGCUGAUUAUAUGGAGAGUUUUCAGCCCUGUAGUAUCCAGCCCAAUUAAUAUAAGUUAAUAUUAUACUGUACACUAAUGUUUACUAACUUCCGCUUUGUAAUUUUAUAAUGUAUUAAUUCUCAUAAUAUGCAAGUUAUACAACACACCAAACCGGGCGGCUGUGCUCUUGUGUUUAUCCAAUAUUUACCGCGAUACACUACAAGCCCGAGCUGAGUUUAAAUUUCAGUUCAAACUGGGGUGAAAUCUCAGCCCGGGCUGAAACGAUCAAGUCUCAAAAAAGAGCUAUUCCGCUUUUUCGAAGAAUUUAAAAUGUUGUUCAUGUCUAUAAAUUUGACUUCAGCGACACUGUGCCGGUUGAAUUUUAAAAUAGAACACACAGAAAUAAAGCCACUUAAACGCUGGGGUUUUUUUCAACUCGGGCUGAAUUUUCCAUCGAUUUUCAGCCCGGUCAACUGAGCUGAAAUUUUCAGGGUAUAGCUUCAACCGGGCUGGAAUUUCAGCUCGGGUUGAAACUGCUAAAAUUUCUGUGCUCUGUUUCAAUAGGAUUUUGUACUUAGGCCGGGCUGAAAUGUUAACCCGGGAAACCGGGCUCAAGAAAACUCUCCAUGCAUGCUUGUAUAAUCAGCCCUUUAGUUCUAUCGAGCGAGAUGCCCAAAAAUCUCGAUAAAUCAAUAUUAAAGGCACAGUUCAGCAUUUUGAACGAUUUCAGCCCUUUUAAUUGAAAAAACUAACUAGGAAAAUCAAGUAUGCUUAAUUCAAGAUCAGUAAACUCAAUAAAACAUUAAGUUUGCUGAUCUUGAAUUAUGCUUAAUUGAUUUUCCUGUAAAAGUUUUUUCAAUAAAAAGGGCUGAAAUACGCUUUAAAAGCCAUUAAUGUUGCUUUUACAUACUUUUAAUUUACAGUAAUAUCUUGUACUAAUAUUUUCACAUAAAAAAAUUUUCACUUUACUUUCUACGCACGGUUGUUGAGCACGCGAAGAAAUUCGCUUGCGUGUCGCUUGCGUGCGUCGCACGCGCUGGCGUGCGCUAACGCUUGCUGACGUUAUCCUCGUUUGAAUUUUAACGACAAUUCGUGGAUUUGACACAUUUUUCGCUUUGCUAUGCGAAAAUUGGUUGAAAUUAUUUGAACUAACUUGCUGUUCACUAAAGGUUUACUCUACAAUGGCAAUCUAACUUUGAAGAAGUAUAUUUUGGGUGGAUUUAAAACUUAAUAUACGUAUAAUCUUUGGAAGUGUAAUGAUGUUUUUACCUCGAAACAAUAUUCUGUCUUGGCGUUCUAAAGUAUGUGCGAUUUCGAAUGAUGACAGCUACGUAGCCGGUGAACUAAGACAGCAUUAUGAUAUGAACGAACAACGUACAGUUUCAAGUGAUAAUCUACCUGAUAGCAGUUCUGUUCAAGAUCUUGCAUCUUUAUUUUCGAAGCUUUCGUUGUAUGAUACCGUAGAAAACGCACAAGAUGAAAGCAAUUCAGUUAUUAUUGGUUUUAAAGAUAAACGUACAAACCAGGACUAUUUUCCUUCCUCGUGGCACUUUUCCAACACCCAAGAACCGAGCGUUCGACAUGGAAACAAUCAGAACUUUUCAAACUAUUUUGCAUUACCUUUUCAACCGCUGUUUUCUAGUAUUCUGCCAGGCCACCGUGGAAGCGUUGUUGUGUAUAAAAGUACGAACAUUAGAACUGAAUGCAUUGAAACUAUUUUGGGGGAAAGGAGUGAUUUUCAUCGCCAGGAUUACGGAAAUUAUUGUCUACCAACAACACAAGCCGUUAGUACUCCACAAUGGUCUUCUUUUGCCACAAACCACUCGUUCAUUGAUCCUUUCAGCUCUUUCUAUCGAUAUCGCUCACGCUUUUCUUCAUUCCUGGAAACUUUACUCAUACGAGCGGGUCGUUUGAAGGAGAAUUUCGAUCAUUCCGUGAGACAAAACGUUGGUACUUAUGAUAGUCUAAGCGAAAGAGGAGAAUGUACUGCCGAAAUGCAACAGAAACAUAGUGAAUAUCCGUUGUUGGUGCGUCGUAUUCCAUCAGAGCAACAAGAGACCUAUCCCGAAGAACAAAUGACUUGCACUGAACAUUCACAGACGGUGGUCGAAGAAGUUAAUGUUUUAUCGGCAGAAUAUGACGAAUAUGGGGCAGAAAUAGGAAAGCAAGAAACUUAUAUUGAAGAACAGAGAAGUUUAGACGAAGUACAAGAGUUAUUGUGUCUAGAACAGGGGAAUGAAGAAUUGAAUUUUGCGAUGGAACAAGAGAGAGUAACUCCAGAAGAUGAGUUUUAUCCGGAUGAAGAACUGCCUUUAGUCAGAUUUCUAGAAAACGAGACUUUAAUGCCGGAACAAGACAUAUAUCUGGAAGAAGAGCUAACAUUAGUCGAAGAAUUACGAGGAUGUUUAACCCCAGAACAAGGCGUUGAUUGUGAAGAAGAGUUGACUUUAGUCGCAGAACAAGAAAGUCUAACUCAAGCACAAGAAACAUAUACGGAUGAAGAGCUGAAUUUGGUUGAAAAUCUAGAAAAAGACUCCUUAACUGCAGAACAAGGGAUUUAUCAGGAAGAACUUACUUUAGGCGAAGAACGAGACGAUUGUAUUGAAGAAAAACAUACUUCAAACAAAGACCGAGAUGGUGAUGCUGAAGAGCAAUGGAAUUGUAUCAGAGAUAUUGACAAUGUUCUCGCAGACAUUGAGGCCCAUUUACGUGAGGUUUAUGGUAGAGAAGAAGAUACUUGUAUCGAUGGACAGGAGACUUAUCCCGAUGGACAGGAGACUUAUCUCGAAGGACCAGAUAUUUAUCUCGAAGGACAAGAAACUUAUCUUGAAGGACAGGAGACUUAUCUCGAAGGACAGGAGACUUAUCUCGAAGGACAUGAGACUUAUUUGGAAGAGCAAGGGACAAAUUUCGAGCAGGAAGGAAUGUAUCUCCAAGGGAACGAGACUUAUUUCGAAGGACUAGGUGAAGAGACUUUUCAGAUAGUUAGAAACGUAUCUCCAAGAGCUAGAGACUUACUUCAAAGAGCUAGAAACUUAUCUCGACACUAACAAUGAGACGUUAAAUUUAAGACAAUCUGUACAUAAUCUAGGAAUUUAGAUCUGGAGAGAGUUAUUUCUUUUUUGUUAUGACGAAUUGUUUAAUGAAUAAUAUGGUUAUGUUUUGUCAAUUUAUUUUGAGAAAAUGUACUGUUUAUUCAGAUACAAAGUAGGUUUUGUAGUUGACGCCAUCUUGGUUAGAGCUAAAUGAGGUUAUAGAUUCAUGUCUCCCUGUUUAUGGUGCCUAAACAUAACCUAGUCUCUAAUCCUAACCCAUAAACAGCGACGAGACAUGGAUCUAUCUGUGCAUGUGCAAUGUGACAGUCGGCCAUUGGCCGUUAAAAGCAUUUGAGCAAGAGAACGAAUAAGAGACGAUACACUUGACAAUGUUUACCCAUCUGCACAUUAUCUUGCGCAUACUGAGUUUGGGGUCAGCGGUGAUUGUUUAUGAAUGCUGACCCCCUAAUCCUUACCCUGACCCUGUAUAAGAUAGUUGCACUGUGCAGACGGGCAAAAAAUGUCGAGUACGUCUUCGUACUUCGUUGUCUUGCUCAAACUCUAUUUUCGUAGCAAAACGCUGAUAUCGCCAUCUAAGUACUGCUCUGUACGUACAUUAUGACGGGACAUUUUGCCGCUAUAAUUUGAAUAAUUUCCUUCAUUCUUGCAAAACCAAAAUGCAAUCUCUUACUAAUCUGAUACGCAUGAAAAGGUGUUUUUUAAAGAUUUUUUAGACUUUCUCAAAGUCCGUAUUGGUUGUCUCUACCCCUGCAUGAGAGAUGCAAGACUUUUUAAACUUACAGCACGCCAAGUUUUCUGACCGAAAAAUUGUUGGCGUGCGAUCAUGCCCGACCAAUACGUCGGAACAAAUUUUGUCAAACCAAAUGCAUGUUUUAAAAAGAUACAAAUGUAGAUUUCGGCUACCUAUAAUUUGACAUUAUAGGGCUGUUCCUACUUCCAGAUUCUGCCUGAAUGGUAGGAAUGAAUUAGUUAUGCCUUUGCGUCCUAUUGUUCCAACCUGCAAGCACCUGCCUGCAUUUGAGGGACUGUGGAAGAGAUUGCUGAUGAAUUGGUUGAGCUUACAUAUUGCAGGCUGUCCAAAAUUACUUGCGGCAGAAACCAAAUUGGGUUACCGCGAAAUCAGCUUUGCGGCCAUGGUUGGUAGGUUUGCUGAAUAAUUAGGCCAAACACCGUCACACUAGGCCUUUGUUUUCUUUGUCUUGGCCUUUUGUUUUCUAAACGGCACUAAUGAUGAUUUAGGCUGGAUCGAUAUCGCAAAUACCGAAUACCGAUAUACCGCCAUCAGAAUACCGGUAAAUACCGGUAUUCCGGUAUUUUUAACGAGUUUUUUUUUUAAGCCAAACUGAAGUGCUGAUCGUCAAGAAAAAUCAAGUUUUGACAAAAUAUUAAUGUGGCACAUUCUGUUAUUAGUGCAAAUGUCACAAGAUUCGCAUUAUCAAGCUAUGUUAACAAUUAACAGCACUAAGCGGCAAUUAUUUAAUGUCUUUAAUAGUAGGCCGUCGAUUGGGCGUCGAAGUGUUGAAUCAUUCAGAAAAAUAUUCGUUUUGUAUAUAAAUUCAGAUAGUGUUUCAGUAAGCUGCUAAUAGUUAUAAACAUAAAAAACGUUGCAUUUUUAAAACUAACACAUAAACAAGUUAGCAAGCAUGUAAAAAAAACUUGAAAAGCCAGAAAAGGUUUUCGCUGCUUCGCAAAUGGUAGUACUUCCACCUUCCAAAAUCAAAGUUUUCUUUUUUGUCGAAAUUUUCCUUUAAAAAUUUCGCCAUUUUUAUAUUUCCGAUUAAGGCGAUUUAAUAAACAAGACGUCUGGUAUUGCUAAAUCAAAGCCGCUAGAACUGUAAGAACAAAAUCAUGCAUCUGCGAGUAUUAACUUUGCUUUCUAAACGUGAUUGUAAGCAAGUUUGACUUGAAAGAGCGUUUCAUUUCGGUAUUAGGCAGCAAAAUACCGAAAUGUCGGUAUAUCGGUAUUUUUAAAUUGUCAAUACCGCCAAACCGGUAUCUAAACAAAUACCGGUAUAUCGGAUAUAUCCGGUAUAUCGAUCCAGCCUAUGAUGAUUUGGCCUAAUUAUUCAUCUAACCUACCAACCCUGUUUGCGGUAACCUGCAGGAUUUACCAAAACAAAAACGUGUCAGAAGAACUUAGAAUUUAUUUUAUAUGUCCAAAUGAAUCGUAAAGUAACCCAAUUAGAUCACAGAACGCGUAAAGAAAAUUUAAAUAUUAACAGUUAAUUAACACAGUUAUUAAUUAUAGACUUAAGAGGUUAAGGACUUACAUCACUUUAGGGAAACCAAAUUAGGUUACUGCAAAACCAAGUUUGCGGUAACGCGGCGAUAUACGUAACCCAGCUUUGGUUACCACAAUUUUGGACUGUCUGUAUUGUCUACGAGUUAUUGUAUACCCCAGUUAGUAGGCUGCUAUCCUCUAUGUAAUCACAUUACGCAUACUCUUAUGCCAUUCUGCCCAGUACUUUUGAUUGAAUAUAAGGAUUAAUGUAUUUCUCAGUUUAGCAUAUCGUCGCAACAUUUUUAGGCUGAGUAAUAAGAGGAGAAGGGUUCAUUCAUGUAGCAUUGUACAUUAAGAUAAAUUUUCACUCUAGACUUUACUUGCAGAAUUUGCAGCUCAAAGUUCCACGCACUGAAAACGUGUCCUUUAUUUUCAGGGUCAUUUUGUUAAAAAGCUUGGUUCUAUUGGGGACAAGGAGACAGAAAAUGAAGUUUUACUUUUGGAACAUGAAAUUCCUCACUUACCAUUCUCGACAGUAGUUUUAAAUGAUCUUCCCAAGGAAACCUGGUUCAUUAGUGACGAGGUAAUAUGGCUAUUUUGUAAAUAAACUAUGUUUAGGGGAAUUAUCUAUAUUCAUCGGAAAAUACUACUUUCACUUACUAUGAUAUACAUUCAAUUUGCGUUUUCUACCAAAUAUUUCCAUAGUAUAAAAAUUGUUCAAUAUAUGCAUGACGCAAUUGAUCUCCAGGAAAAUAGUAUUCUCUUUCGCAGUAAUACAUGCAGUAAGUGUUCAACAUUGUUAUCCAACCCCGGAAUAAACGAUCAUAACCGUAUAGGGAUAACAUGCAGCCUUAUUCUUGUGAGGGCAUGACAAACGAUGAUAGGGCCGAUCGUUCAAAGGUGGAUUUGCGCUAACCCUGGGUUAAAAUGGAACCUGCUGUUUUAGUUUAUGUAUUUCUGUUCGUCUGUUUAUUUCAAAACUUCAGAGAAGAAAAUUCCUACUGAUCAAGACAAAAUUUCUAAAGAAACAUUUCCAAAUUUAUAAACAAGCUGUUAGGAAGUUUGCUUGCAUGCAGUUGUAGGUUAGCCUAGGAUUGGGCAAGAGUUAAGCUAUUCGGCUUUCGAACACCCGGCCCCUGGCGAAUAAAGGCCAGGUCAAACGAUGAUAAGAGUUGACGAGAGUUGCAUUUCUCGCCAACUUUCAUCAACUCUGAUCAAGUUCUUAAUUGAACUGGUUCAAAUUUUGAUGAGAGUUCACGAGGGUUUUUGGUCUUUUGACUGGUAAUGUCUAGUGAACCCUUAAUCUCCUUUCACCGGAGCAUGAGCGUUAAGAGUUUUUUUUCUUGCAAACUCUCGCUCCUGAACUCUCUACCUUGUUUGACCAGGGUUUAAGAAUCGUAUAUGAUUAAUGCAUGGUAUAUCGUGCAUGUAGGUAGCAAAAAUAAGAUUGAAAGUGACCUCUUCCUUUUUAAGGGUUUUAAAAUGUUUUCUUUUUGUGAAUUAUAGGAGAUAAAGCUUCGUCGCGACCUUCGAGAUUUAUCAAUCUGCAGUGUUGAUCCGCCUGGCUGUACUGAUAUAGAUGACGCUUUGCAUUGGAGGCCAUUACCAAAUGGAAAUUUUGAGGU
Molecule: messenger RNA, 15565 nt
Organism: Paramuricea clavata
Lineage: Eukaryota; Metazoa; Cnidaria; Anthozoa; Malacalcyonacea; Plexauridae
Source: the annotation of a GenBank genome assembly